This is a messenger RNA of Herpailurus yagouaroundi (jaguarundi), 1271 nucleotides long. It is a transcript of the gene VGLL1, whose product is annotated as vestigial like family member 1. Gene Ontology annotation, cellular component: nucleus. The coding region runs from base 170 to 874 and encodes 234 amino acids. The transcript has 3 exons. Gene Ontology annotation, biological process: regulation of DNA-templated transcription. The record is from RefSeq and is a predicted model, not a curated record. Lineage: Eukaryota; Metazoa; Chordata; Mammalia; Carnivora; Felidae.
AGUAGCGAGGGGAGGGUACAAAAUCCCCAGCCCCUGCUUCCGCAAGCCCUGAGCUGCUCCAAAGUGGGCCAGGCGACUCUGACCACCCCUAAGCACCUUUGCCCAGCCCUGGGAUCUUGCUGUCUCAGUUCGAUGGUCAGGAGUUAAGCUGUCAUCUGCGUCCCUCACGAUGGAAGAAACGGGGAAGACCACUAUCCAGCUGCAGAGACCCAUAAAGACUGAGUGGAAUUCUCAGUGCGUCCUUUUCACCUAUUUCCAAGGGGACAUCGGCAGCGUAGUGGACGAACACUUCUCCAGGGCUCUGAGCAGUGUCAAGAGGCCCCAGCGACUGAGCCCCUCGAGCCAGAGUGCAGAUGUGAUCCUGAGGAACGAUGGUGACAUGCCUCCGAAUCGGUGGCGUUUCUCUUCUCAGUGGACAAAGCCAGAGCCCGGAGCAUCUUUUGCAUACGGCGCCACCGACUGCAGCUUCCAUGGGCCCGGUCUCAUGACUAUGGAUCACUACCCGGUGCCCCUGGCGGGGAGCCCGUCCGUUCCGUCUGGCGAGCCGUGGCCUUACCCCUCCCCGGCCAGCCCCAGCUCCUCGGAGCCUGGCUACUCUCACACCUACUCCGGCGGGCACGUGCCAUCCGAGCCCCAGCCUGAUGGGAAGUAUGAGCCUUUCCUAAGCCUCCUCCAGCAGGACCGAUACCUAGCCCCUCCUCAGGAAGCUGCGGUGUGGGAGGAUUGCAGCUCUGCUCCGACAGCCGGAAGCACGGGAUUGACCUUCAACUUGCCUGCCGGCUCAGCCCACUGUAAGGAAAUGCCUCCGGAUGCUCGGGGGAUGGCUUCCGAUUGGUUGCAGUUGAGAGGGAGUGGGCAUGAGAUGGGGUGCUAAGACUCAUUGCUCCCACUCCAGACGUGGGGCUUCUGAGGGAUGGGACGUUGUGCUCGAACGUUCCGUAGACCUAAGCCUAAGUGAACUUGCUAAGCUUCACUGAGGGUCACAGCUUAAUGAUUCAGGGUUACCCAGGGAGCCAGCCAGAUGGGCUUGGCCCCGAAUAUUGACCCCAGUCUGUUGACUCGGGACUUAUCCUAGAAAAAUGAUUUCGGUGGCGCCCUAAAAAAAUCACAGGGUCCUGCAUUCACCUCGCUGUAAGCCGCCAAAGAAUCCGGCUGUAAAACGGAGCUCUGUGGCAUACCUACGGGCUCCAACUCCAUCCUCCAAACAGGUUGGCAACUCGCAGUGACGCCCGGUUCCCGGGCAAAACCAAGGGCCAUCUAUACCAACCAUC